GUAAAAGCAUCACAUGACUAAUAGUUCCAGCUCAAAUAACGAAACUCGGUUCAGCUCACGGCAGAAACUCGCAACGCCUCCACGUUCACUUCUCAAACUCUAAUCAUUAACUCACACCAGAUCAGCAGCUUCCAAACUUAUCAAACCAAGCGGAGGAAGACGUCGAGUGUAAAGAGGUGAGACGCUGUGAUCUUCAUCAUGUAGGAAACGCUCUGUUUCAAACCCAGCUCUGUGAUUUUAAGAUUCAACCUUAUAUGUGCUUUGUGAGUUUGAUGAUUAAUGGUGGUGAUAACGGCUCAGAUAAGCAGGACUAAAGUCAACAAGUCCAAGAGUGAACGUCAAACACAGUGACUGACAUCAUGGAGCAGAACGAGGAAGAGCAAAAAGACUGGAAAUCACUGGAACCGACUCACGAGGUGAAGGUCUUCCUCACCGUUUUGUACUGCCUUAUUCUCAGCCUCGGCAUUGUGGGAAACAGCGUCACCAUUCACGUCGCACAGGUGCUUCAGCGAAACGGAUACCUGCAGAAAAACGUGACGGAUCACAUGGUUAGUUUGGCUUGCUCUGAUUUGCUGGUGCUGUUGAUCGGGAUGCCGGUUGAACUCUACAGCGCCAUCUGGUUCCCGUUCUCGUCCUCGUCCGGCGACGCCGCCUGCAGGAUCUACAACUUUUUGUUCGAGGCGUGCAGUUAUGCCACCAUUUUGAAUGUGGCCACGUUGAGUUUUGAGCGUUACAUGGCCAUUUGCCAUCCGUUCCGGUAUAAAGCUUUGGGUGGAAGCCGUACGACGAAGCUCCUGUUGUCGGCGUGGCUUUGCUCGGCCCUCGUCGCUCUUCCACUUCUCAUCGUUACAGGAACCGAAGGACACGUUCCCGAAGGACGCCGGAUGCCGGUGCAAAACCUGACUUUCUGCACCAAUCUGAGCCAGCACUGGGUCAUGUAUCGCACUAGCAUCUUCACAGCGUUCGUGCUCUAUCUUCUCGUCCUGGUUGGUGUUGCGCUCAUGUGCAGAGCGAUGAUUGUCGUUCUUCGGGGCCCGAUGGGGCCUAAUGAAUCCGGCACGAAUGGAGCCGGACGGGACGUUCCCAAACACGAGAGCGCCCGUCUGAAAGCCUCCCGAAAACAGUCCAUCCUCUUCCUCGUGCUGAUCGUCUGCGCUCUGUUCGUGUGCUGGAUGCCAAACCAGAUUCGCAGGCUGAUGACAGCAGCGUUGCCCAAGUCAUCGUGGACCGCGAGCUACCUGAGAAACUACGUGAAGCUGCAUCUGGUGGCUGACAGCUUCUUCUAUCUGAGCUCGGUGUUGAAUCCGCUGCUGUAUAACCUCUCCUCACGCCAGUUUCGCUCUGCGUUCUGGCAGACACUCCUGUGCCGUUUGUCUCUCGAGCACGUCAACAGAAGAACACUGGAAAGCAGUCAAGCCUCAAAGAGCUCCAGUAGCACCGUACGCCCCCUGCUGAGACGAUCGCUAAACCGCGUACGGACAGUCGCCAGCGACAGAUCGACAACUCCAUCGUCAGAAGAGAGACAAAGUACUCCGAACCCCACAGAGCGACAACCGGCCAGCUCUGAACCACAGGAGGAGGAGAGAACUCAAGCCACCACACUACCUAACACUAACUGAUCAACAAACUAACUGUACAACUGAAGACUGCUGACCACUAAAGACUGCUGGAGAUUGCUUUACAGCAUGCUGUAGACCACUGUAGAUCACUCUAGACCACUGUAGAUCACUAUAGACCACUGUAGAUCACUAUAGACU
Molecule: messenger RNA, 1757 nt
Organism: Rhinichthys klamathensis goyatoka
Lineage: Eukaryota; Metazoa; Chordata; Actinopteri; Cypriniformes; Leuciscidae
Gene: gpr39
Product: G protein-coupled receptor 39
Exons: 2
Coding region: 360-1619 (419 amino acids)
Biological process (GO): G protein-coupled receptor signaling pathway
Cellular component (GO): membrane
Molecular function (GO): G protein-coupled receptor activity
Source: RefSeq, a predicted model, not a curated record